Molecule: messenger RNA, 1758 nt
Organism: Ipomoea nil (Japanese morning glory)
Lineage: Eukaryota; Viridiplantae; Streptophyta; Magnoliopsida; Solanales; Convolvulaceae
Exons: 1
Coding region: 1-1758 (585 amino acids)
Source: RefSeq, a predicted model, not a curated record
AUGGUAUCAGAGCGGCAACGAAGCUACGCUGCGGCAGUGACGACGAACACCACCGGCAACAACAAUCCUAUGGAGAAUGUGGCAGGCUCUUCAAGCCAGACAGCGAUGAACCCUAAUCAGAGGAGUGAAGAGUUCGAUGAUCCUCUGUACCUUCAUGUAACGGAGAAUCCUAACUUGAGUCUAGUUUCGCCACAGUUGACAGAGCUUAAUUAUGCUUCCUGGAGCAGAUCAAUGAGGAUCGCUCUUGAAGUAAAGAACAAGUUUGGAUUCGUUAUCGACGCCGUCCCGGUUCCAGACAGAGCUGAUCCUAGACUAGCUUCCUGGGGGAGAUGCAACCGAAUCGUUUGCUCCUGGAUCUUAAAGUCAAUCAGUCCGAGCAUUGCGGAGAGUGUCAUGUACUUUGACAAGGCUUCGGAUAUCUGGAAAGCUCUUGAGAAGAGAUAUUCGCAAUCCGAUCCACAUAGAAUCUCUGAGAUCCAGAAUGAAAUCUUCAAAAAUGUUCAAGGGAAUAUGACUAUGAAUGAGUACUUUACCAAGAGCAAUGCUCUUUGGCAACAAAUGAAUUCUCUGAGACCUUUGCUUCUAUGCGAGUGUGUUCCGAGGUGCUCAUGCACUUUGGUAAGCAGAAUGCAGAAGCAGAGAGAGGAGGAUCAGAUAAUCCGCUUCCUAGAAGGACUAAACGAAGAGUAUGAAGCCAUUAAGUCGGGAGUGCUAGUCAUGGAUCCAAUUCCAGAAAUGGAAAAGGUUCUAAACAUGACUUUAAAAGUUGAAAGGAAGAUUAGAGGAUCUCUUAGUCAGAAAAGUGGUGCUUUGGCUCAAUCUAAUGCCAUUCAGAACCAAGUGGAGGAGGAACCAUCAGUUGUGGCAGCCUCUACCCUUAACAAUAAGAAGAAGUUCACCAACAACAUGGGGAGGAGUGUACCUAAGUGCACCUUUUGUGAUAAAACUGGACAUACUGUUGAAAAAUGCUAUAAAAAGCAUGGAUUCCCUCCUGGAUGGGUGGCAGGUUAUAAAUCAAAGAACAGACACACUCAGGGAGCACAACAGGCUUCUAAUGCUGCUAUGAGCCAAGUAGCUGAUAUAGGUAUAUCCACUGAUCAAUUGCAAAAACUGUUGUCUCUUUUGCAGAACCAAAAUCAAACUACAAACACUGCUGCUGUGACUGUCACCACACCCAGGAUCAGGUCGGAUUUUGGGGAGUCUCAUGAUGAAGGUAAACUUGUUUAUCCUCAGAUCAAUACUGUCUUAAAUUCACAAAGCAUUUGGAUUUUAGACUCAGGAGCAACAGACCAUAUUAGUUGCUCCCUAGAUUACUUUGAAAUGCAUCACAAAAUCUGUGGAGUUUCUGUUAAGCUCCCUAAUGGAGAAACUGUAAAGGUAACUCAUGUAGGACAAAUCAGACUUGAUGAGAAUGUUUUACUUCAGAAUGUGUUGUUCAUUCCAUCUUUUGCUUUCAACAUUGUUUCUGCUAGUAAGUUGACUAAGCAGUCAGAUUGCAAACUUGUCAUGGAGGCUGAUUUUUGUGCUAUUCAAGGCCCUCAUGGAAUGGUGGAUGGUUUUGCUAAGCAAAAGGAUGGAUUGUACUUGAUUAGUGCUCUCCCUGUGAGGAAAGGGACUCAGCAUGUUGAUAAGAAUGUUGAAAAAUUAUGCAGUAAUGUGUCUGUUCAAAUUUGGCAUAAUAGACUAGGACACUACCCUGUCAGCAAACUACCUUUGUUGAAUGGAAUAAAAUCUGCUUUCAUUAAUAAAGAAGUCUGA